Molecule: messenger RNA, 612 nt
Organism: Fusarium graminearum PH-1
Lineage: Eukaryota; Fungi; Ascomycota; Sordariomycetes; Hypocreales; Nectriaceae
Exons: 3
Coding region: 1-612 (203 amino acids)
Source: RefSeq, a predicted model, not a curated record
AUGGGUGUACCCAAAGGAUGGAGGCGACUUUUAACGGACCCGGAGGCUUUGGGUGUUACAAACAGCGAAUCAAAACCAAACCAGGGCAGGAGCGAAUCAAGCUGUAUGGCCACGACAGGGGGAGGGUAUAAGAGGGAAGAGUUCCUGCUAGAUUUGUCGAUUUUGGAAACGGCAAGCACUUCCAACCACUUUGUUUAUGUCACAUACUUUGUGCCUGGACUCCUGACUACCUACUACCUAUACUAUUCAACUUCUUUUCAUUCCUGGUACAACUUGAAACAAAAUAUUGCCUUCGGCCGCCCUACAUUGAGAGUUAUACAAACAACAGUCCCAGUACAAAUGGAGAGAUACUCGCGCAUUUAUACUUACAUCCUGGCGGGGGUUGCAUUCACGAUGCUCGUGCUAGCUUUGCUCAUCGUCAGGUGUUGCUAUUACAAACGCUACGACUUCGACAGGGCGAAGGAGAUCGAUGAAGAGCUCGCAGAAAUCCGGAGCGGUCGCAGUGGCUAUCUUCCCUGGGAAAUACAGAGGUCGCGGGUAGAUCGCGGCGAUUGGAACAUGAUCAGUCGGUACUAUCGCCGUCACCCGGAGCUACUAGUAGAUGAAGAUUAA